Molecule: messenger RNA, 6129 nt
Organism: Puma concolor (puma)
Lineage: Eukaryota; Metazoa; Chordata; Mammalia; Carnivora; Felidae
Source: RefSeq, a predicted model, not a curated record
AUGCCCGGGGAGAGGGGCCCUCCACACCCCCUCCGUGGGUGUGUGGUGAGUGUGGGUGUGUGUGCCAUGGAUGAUUUUGCCCUGGGAGAUUUCACUGUAGUAGAUGAUGCCUUGUUAGAAGAUUGCCCUUAUGUGGACGAUUGUGUCCUUGCUCCUGAAUUUAUGUCCGAUGAUUGUGUUCGCGUGACUCAACUUUACUGCAAUGGGGUGGGGAUGCAGUAUAAAGAUUUUACCCAAAGUGAGAGAAACUUAGAAUUUGAUAUCUGCAAUAUGUGGUGUAGUAAACCAGUUUCUGUCCUGCAAGAUUACUGUGAUGCCAUUAAAAUACACAUCUUCUGGCCACUUCUGUUUCAACGUCAGCACAGUUCUGUAAUAUCAAGGUUGCAUCCUUGUGUGGAGGCUGGCAGUUCUCAUGCUUCUGAGAUAAGUUUGAAGAAAUUACAACAUCUAGAAUUGAUGGAAGAUAUUGUGGAUUUGGCAAAGAAAGUUGUGAACGAUUCAUUCUUUAUUGGAGGCUUAUUGAGAAUUGGUUAUAAAAUAGAAAAUAAAAUCUUGGCAAUGGAAGAAGCUUUGAAUUGGGUGAAAUACACAGGUGAUGUAACAAUUCUACCUAAAUUAGGAGCGGUUGACAAUUGUUGGCCUAUGUUAAGUAUUUUCUUCACUGAAUACAAGUAUCACAUAACUAAAGUCAUAACAGAAAACUGCAAUUUGCUUGAAGAAUUUAAAACUCAAAAUUGUGUGGAGUGUAUAGAGCAAGGAGAACUAAUGAAAAUGAAAGGAAAUGAAGAGUUUUCAAAAGAAAGAUUUGAUAUAGCUAUUAUCUAUUACACCAGAGCCAUUGAAUAUAGACCUGAAAAUCACCUUCUUUAUGGUAACCGAGCUCUUUGUUUUCUUCGCACUGGACAGUUUAGAAAUGCACUUGGUGAUGGAAAGAGAGCCAUUAUUCUAAAGAGCAAUUGGACAAAGGGUCAUUAUCGUUAUUGUGCUGCUCUUUCUAUGCUGGGGGAAUAUGACUGGGCCCUGCAAGCAAACAUAAAAGCUCAAAAACUCUGUAAAAAUGACCCUGAGGGAAUCAAGGAUCUAAUUCAGCAGCAUGUAAAGUUACAAAAACAAAUAGAAGACCUGCAAGGUCGAACACCAGCUAGGAAUACAAUUAAAGCUUUUUAUGAAAGCAGGGCCUACAUACCUAGUUUAUCAGCACCUGCAUUUAGUACUUCACUUAACUUCGUGGAAACUGAAAAAGAUUCCAGAAAAACUAACCACGAAAUGGCAAACGGUGGUAAUCAGAAUCUAAAGGUGGUAGAUGAAGCUUUGAAGGUAGAUGAUUGUGACUGUCAUCCUGAAUUUCUACCACCAUCAAGUCAGCCUCCAAAAUAUAAAGGAAAACAAAAAUCUCGAAACAAUGAAUUGGAGAAGUUCAGUUCUACUUCACAGGGGAGUUUACCAGUAGAUUUGAAAAACAUCUUGGAAAAACAGUUUUCUAAAUCUUCCAGAGCUGCACACCAGGAUUUUGCUAAUAUAAUGAAAAUGCUGAGAAGCUUAAUCCAGGAUGGUUACACGGCUUUGCUCGAGCAGCGCUGUCGCAGUGCCGCGCAGGCCUUCACGGAGUUGCUCAAUGGUCUAGAUCCUCAAAAAAUAAAGCAAUUGAACCUGGCCAUGAUUAACUAUGUCUUAGUAGUCUACGGACUUGCUAUUUCUCUCCUUGGGAUAGGACAGCCGGAGGAAUUAUCUGAAGCUGAAAACCAGUUUAAGAGGAUGAUUGAACACUAUCCCAAUGAGGGACUUGAUUGCUUGGCCUACUGUGGAAUUGGAAAAGUAUAUUUGAAAAAGAACAGAUUUCUAGAAGCUCUUAAUCAUUUUGAGAAAGCAAGAACCUUGAUUUGUCGCCUUCCUGGAGUGUUAACUUGGCCCACAAGUAAUGUGAUUAUUGAAGAGACUCAACCAGGGAAAAUAAAGAUGCUGUUAGAGAAGUUUAUUGAAGAAUGCAGGUUCCCUCCAGUGCCAGAUGCCAUUUGUUGCUAUCAGAAGUGCCGUGGAUAUUCUAAAAUCCAGAUAUAUAUAACUGAUCCAGACUUUAAGGGUUUUAUACGAAUCAGCUGCUGCCAGUACUGUAAAAUAGAAUUUCACAUGAACUGUUGGAAGAAAUUGAAAACAACAACUUUUAAUGAUAAAAUUGACAAGGAUUUUCUGCAAGGAAUUUGUCUUACCCCUGACUGUGAAGGAAUCAUUUCUAAGAUUAUCAUUUUCAGCAGUGGUGGUCAAGUUAAAUGUGAAUUUGAACACAAGGUCAUAAAAGAAAAGGUUCCUCCAAGACCUAUUCUGAAACAGAAAUGUUCUAGCCUAGAGAAGCUAAGACUGAAAGAAGACAAAAAAUUGAAGAGAAAGCUCCAAAAAAAAGAAGCAAAAAAAUUAGCACAAGAAAGGAUGGAAGAGGACUUAAGGGAAAGUAAUCUGCCCAAAACUGAAGAGCAGAAAGAAACUAUAGACAGUGUUCAGAGUUGCCAGUUCCUUGAUGACAGAAUUCUGCAGUGCAUAAAGCAGUAUGCUGACAAGAUAAAAUCUGGUAUUCUGAACACUUCCAAGCUUCUCAAAGAAUUGCUUUCUUGGAAGGUUUUAAGCACAGAAGACUACACAACCUGUUUUUCUAGCAGAAAUUUUUUAAAUGAAGCGGUGGACUAUGUCAUUCGUCACUUGAUUCAAGAGAAGAACAGAGUAAAGACCAGGAUAUUUCUGCAUGUUUUGAGCGAGCUUAAAGAAGUGGAGCCCAAAUUAGCUGCCUGGAUCCAGAAACUGAACAGCUUUGGUUUAGAUGCCACGGGACCUUUUUUUUCUCGUUAUGGAGCAUCUCUUAAGGAGCUUGAUUUUAGCAUCAUGACUUUUCUCUGGAAUGAGAAAUACGGUCAUAAACUAGCCUCUAUAGAAGGAAAGCAACUUGAUUAUUUCUGUGAGCCAACAUCAUUGAAGGAAGCACGAUGUUUAAUAUGGCUGCUAGAAGAACACAGAGACAAAUUCCCAGCGUUGCAUAAUGCUUUAGAUGAAUUCUUUGAUAUAAUGGGUACUUUAACAGUAUCAUGGCAAAGGUUGCAUAUUAAGUGGACAGAAUUUAUUAACAGCCGCUGUACUGUAUUAAGGAAACAAGACAGUGGUGAUGUGCCGUUUAAUUCUGCCAAGAUAAAAAAUAAAGGCAAGAAAAAGAAGCCAAAAGAUUCAAAGCCUAUGUUAGUGGGGUCUGGAACAUCUUCAGUAACCCCAAAUAAUGAGACUAUCACUUCAGGUGAAGACCACAACAGACGCAAUCCAAAUUCUGCAGGCCCAUUUGUGGUACCUGACCACCUUCGGCAAGAUGUAGAAGAAUUUGAAGCUAUCUAUGAACAGCACAGCAGUGAAUAUGUUGUCCGUAAUAAGAAGCUGUGGGACAUUAACCCAAAACAAAAAUGUUCAACGCUGUAUGAUUAUUUCUCUCAGUUGUUGGAAGAGCAUGGUCCCUUGGACAUGAAUAAUAAAAUGUUCUCUGAAGAAUAUGAAUUCUUCCCAGAAGAAACUCGGCAAAUACUAGAAAAAGCCGGAGGUUUGAAAUCUUUUCUCUUGGGAUGUCCUCGUUUUGUUGUGAUUGACAACUGUAUUGCAUUGAAGAAAGUUGCAUUACGGCUUAAGAAAAAGAGAAAGAAGAAAAACAUUAAGACAAAAGUGGAAGAAAUUUCAAAAACAGGGGAGUAUUUACGAGUUAAACUACCACUGAAUCCAACCGCAAGGGAUUUUAAACCAGAUGUAAAGUCCAAACCAGUGUCUGAGUUAUCUUCAGCACCAGCUUCUGAGGACGUGAAGCCCAAACCUGUAUCUGCUAAUUCUCCCCAACCAACCUGUGAAGCUGUGAACCCGAAACCAGUGUCUGAUAAUUCUUCUAGAUCAGUUUCUGAGGAUGAGAAGCCCAAGGAGGUCUCUUUUGAUUCUCCCACAUCAGUGUCUGAGGAUGCCGGUCACAAGCAAGUAUCCUGUAAUUCUCCCAAACCAGCCUCUGAGGAUGUGAAACCAACCUACUGGUCUCAACCCCAUUUGGUCACAGGAUACUGUACAUACCUCCCCUUUCGGGGAUUUGACAUUACCCAGACACCACCAACAUAUAUGAACGUGUUACCCAGUUUGUCCCAGUACACUAACAUUUAUACACCUCUAGCCAAUGUUCCUUCUGAAUAUCAGCUGCAAAGAUCAGUACCAGUGGCGCCAUCCUUUGUAGCCAGUGACAGACCAGAUGAAAGUGCUGCUGUAUAUUUUGAGGGUCCUCAUUUGAAUGCUGAGAAUACUCCUCCUGGUAACGAGAUUGCUCCUAAAACACAGAUCCUUCAGGAAUCUUUGGAAGUAUCAGUAAAGACACAGUGCAGCAUGAAUGGUGACGGUACAGCCCUCAGUGGGUCUAACAGCCAUGAAGGUCACUGUGGAAAUUCUGCCAACAAGUGGGAAGUAAAUCUAGAAAGUACCGACGAAGUAACAAAUAUUCCACAUACACAAAUGGCUGCUAUACAGGUGUCUUGGAAUAUAACACAUCAAGAGGUCAAUACUGAGCCAUAUGAUCCUUUUGAGGCACAACAGGGAGAUCUUUCACAGAUUGAGAAGGAAUACCAGGUUUUACAAGAGCAGCUUAAGGAAGCAUGUGAAAAUUAUGAGCAGAUUAAACUCAAGGUCUCGGAAGAGACCAAGGACAUGGAAGAAAAGUUGAAAAGGAACUCAGAAGAAAACAAGAUAUCAAAGACAGAAUUAGAUUGGUUCCUUGAAGAUUUGGAAAAGGAAAUUAAAAAAUGGCAACAAGAGAAAAAAGAAAUCCAAGAAAAUCUAAAAGCACUAAAGAAGAAAAUGAAAAAGGUUCUAAAUGCCAACGAAACGUAUACCCAGAAAAAUGAUGGAAAGGAUAAGGAACAUGAAUUACUUCUGGAUCAGUCCCUCGAAAUCAGUGAUACAUUUACAAAUGAGGAAAUGAAAAUAGGAGAGUGCAUAAAGAAAGGGAAAGAGAAUUAUGAAGAGAGUCUUCAAAGAGCAGUGGCUGCAGAGGUAUCUGUGCUUGAAAACUGGAAGGAGACAGAAGUGUACAAAUUACAGAUCAUGGAAUCACAAGCAGAAGCGUAUCUGAAGUACCUGAAGCUCCUGAGCAGUGAUUCUGCAGCAUAUCCUGAUACGGAGUCUGAUGUACAUUCAUGGGAAUCAUUUCUUUGUAAGGUUGGAAAAGAAAUUGAGAAAGCAAAGUCUCAAUUUGAAGAACAAAUUCAAGCAAUUAAAAAUGGCUCUCGGCUCAGUGAACUUUCUAGAGUGCAGAUUCCUGACCUUUCACUUCCUGUCUGUAGCACAAUUCCUCCUAAGUUACUUCCCGAGUCUUCAAGCCAUGACGAUCACGGAACUGCUGCUGCCAACACUUCUGCAGAUCGUGGGACUGGAAACCAAACAACAGGUCCCAAGGAUUCAAGUCUGGUCUCCGCCAGCGAUGGCCCAGUGGGGGCUUCCUCUUCUCCAUUGUCGGGAUCGCUCUCCUGUCAGCCUGGAGUCACCCAGCUGCCAGAGUGUAAGAGCACGGGCCAGGAAACUCUGUCAAAACAAAGCCUUGUGGCUGAUCAGAAACUACCAGGACGUGCUACUCGGUCAAGCCAGUCUCCAAAAAAGCCGUUCAAUAGUAUUAUUGAGCACCUGUCAGUGGUAUUCCCAUGUUACAACAGCACUGAGCUUGCUGGUUUUAUUAAAAAAGUGCGAAACAAGAACAAGAACUCACUGUCAGGAUUGAGUAUUGAUGAAAUUGUCCAAAGAGUGACAGAACACAUUCUAGAUGAACAGAAAAAGAAAAAGCCAACUUCAGGAAAGGACAAGAGGUUGUCUGAGCCCAGCUCUGCUGCUACUGUGACCAAUGCCUCCCAGGGCCCAUCCUCCCUGACUGCUGGACCGUUGCCCAAAACCAAGGGACAGAAGGCAGAAGAUAUCCCUGUGAGUAUUGCACCGGGUGCAGCUUCCUGUGAAAUAUGCCAUGAGGUAUUCAAAUCCAAAAAUGUGCGUGUACUAAAAUGUGGGCACAAGUUUCACAAAGGGUGCUUUAAGCAGUGGCUGAAAGGGCAGAGCACUUGCCCGGCCUGCCUUGAUCAGGAUCUCCUGUAA